AUGCUUGUGCUUGUGCUUGUGAUCGUGGUCAUGACCAUGGUCCUUCUUAUGUUCGUUAUCAUGUUUGUGUUCCUGGUCAUGCUUGUGAUCGUGGUCGUGGUCAUGCUUAUGCUUAUGCUUAUGAUCAUGGUCGUGGUCAUGCUUAUGCUUAUGGUCGUGGUCGUGGUCAUGCUUGUGGUCGUGAUCGUGUUCAUGAUCGUGGUCAUGCUUGUGCUUGUGGUCGUGUCCUAUCUUCUUCUCUUUAUGUUGCUUGUGAUCAUGAUCAUCAUGAUCAUGCUUGUGUGCAUGAGGCUUAUGUUCAUUGUCAUGGGCAUGGUUGUGGGUGUGUCCAUUGCCAUUGCCAUGGGCGUGGCCGUGGCCGUGACUGUGUCCGUUUCCAUUGCCAUGGUCGUGGUCAUGGUCAUGGUCAUGGUCAUGAUCAUCUUCAUGUUCAUCACUAUGAUCCUCCUCACACUUUGGAUGAUUAUGUAG
Acytostelium subglobosum LB1 is the source of this 471-nucleotide messenger RNA. RefSeq lists its product as hypothetical. The record is from RefSeq and is a predicted model, not a curated record. Lineage: Eukaryota; Evosea; Eumycetozoa; Acytosteliales; Acytosteliaceae. Bases 1 to 471 code for a protein of 156 amino acids. The transcript has a single exon.